Messenger RNA from Camarhynchus parvulus, 1775 nucleotides. It is a transcript of the gene OGFOD2, whose product is annotated as 2-oxoglutarate and iron dependent oxygenase domain containing 2. Bases 866 to 1429 code for a protein of 187 amino acids. The record is from RefSeq and is a predicted model, not a curated record. Lineage: Eukaryota; Metazoa; Chordata; Aves; Passeriformes; Thraupidae. Gene Ontology annotation, molecular function: iron ion binding; L-ascorbic acid binding; oxidoreductase activity, acting on paired donors, with incorporation or reduction of molecular oxygen. The transcript is spliced from 5 exons.
GCCGCGCCGGCGGCCGCGGCGGUGACGGGCCCGUGUGUUGCAGGCGCUGCGGGAGCGCGGCUGCCGGAGCGAGGAGCAGUUCAGGGAGGUGCUGAGGGAGAUUGAGGCAGAAGUGCAGAGGAGGAAGCAGUUACCCCAUCAGUCAGUGGAACGCAGAGCCAUCAUCUCCAAGUGCUACAAACCAAAACACCCAGAGCUGUACACUCUGCAGGUACACAGGAGGUUUGGAAUCCCUUUUGCACCCAGAAAAGAAAUCACCUGAGAGUUUUAUUUUUGCAGUUUGUUUCCCCCUCUCCUCGGGACUGCACACUGCUAAAGCUGCACUGGAUUAAAACACAGGUGUAGCAUAUGAAAACUGGAUUUAAAACCUUAAAAACACAACAGCACAGCGUGCUCUCAAGGCAAGAUUCCUGGUGUUCCAGCCAGGAAAGGCUCUUUCCUCUCAUGUCUGUGAUAAAUCUGGCCAGUUACUCCCAAAAAAAGCCAUGAACUAAAGCAAGCAGCAGCUGCCCUGCCCCAGCAGGUAAAGCAGCAGUGCCAUUCUGCAUUUCCUGCUGUGCAAUCACCCAGGUGUGACUCAGCCUUGCUCCCCAGGGACUGGGAUUUCCCUGGGAGCCCAUUUCCCUCUCUGGGCUGAUUGUGUUUCUGUGUGCUUUUCCCACCUUUCCCUUGACACCAGGAUUCCUUCCUGGCCCCAGAGUUUCUGGAAAUCGAGAGGUUCUGCACAUCUCCAGGUGCUGAUCUCCAGGGCCUCCUGAGCUACCUCGAGUCCUUCUCAGACAAGAGGAUCUAUCGGCUCCCAGUGUUCACAGAGCAGUUCUGCCAGGCCUUGCUGGAGGAGCUGGAGAACUUUGAGCAGUCAGACAUGCCUAAGGGCAGGCCCAACACCAUGAACAACUACGGGGUUCUGCUGAACGAGCUGGGCAUGGACGAGCGUUUGGUGACGCCGCUGCGGGAGCGGCUGCGGCCGCUGACGGCGCUGCUGUACCCGGAGCUGGGCGGGGCCUGCCUGGACAGCCACAGAGCCUUCGUGGUCAAGUACGCCCUGCACGAGGACCUGGACCUGAGCUCCCACUACGACAACGCCGAGGUCACCUUGAACGUUUCCCUGGGAAAAGAAUUCACAGAGGGAAAUUUGUACUUCGGGGAGUUCAACCAGGAUCCCAGCCCGGUGCCCCAGUACAUCGAGGUGGAGCACGUGUGGGGCCGGGGGCUGCUGCACCGAGGGGGGCAGGUGCACGGGGCGCUGCCCAUCGCCUCGGGGGAGCGCUGGAACCUCAUCGUGUGGAUGAGAUCAUCGGCCAUCCGCAACCGCCUGUGCCCCAUGUGCCGCAGGAAACCCGAGCUGGUGGAGGCCGAGGGCUUCGGGGACGGCUUCACGGAGGGGGAGGAGCAGCCCCAGACCGUCAGUGUCUGUGCCCUGGGCUAGCACGGGGGAAUUGCCCGCGCCGAGCUGCGCAAAGCUCCUCCCUGACCUCCCAGGCUGCACAAGGAGCAGCUCUGACCUUGGGAAGGGAUGCAAAGCCGGCCCUGCCAGGAUUCCAGCUGGAACUCGGCUCCUGGGGGCUCAGGCUGGGGCUGGGGGACUCUGCAAGCACAGAAACCCCAGCUCUGAUUCCCUGCAGGAGCUCUCUCAAUAUUCCCAAGUGCACCAGGAAAGCAGCCAAAGCUCCUUGGCCUCUCUGCCAGCAGCAGCAGCCCAGGUCCCUCUGGAAAUGGGGCAGAAUGGGACAAUAAACCAAUUCUGGGCUGUUCUUAGGGCUCCUGUCCUCUGC